AUGGAUUUCGCGGUGCGCGGGAGGCGCGGCGGGGGCACGGCGAGGCGGCUCGUGGCGCGCGCCAAGGCGCAGGUGCGCGCCGCCAGGGCGCAGGCGAAGGCCCCCGCCAGGGGCAAGAAGGGCGCCACGGCCGUGGGCGGGCCGCUUGCCGCGGGCGGCGCGGCCAGGAGAGACGGUUGCCUCGCAGCGCGCGGCCGCCGCUGGCAAGGGCGGCAAGGCCGCCAAGGGCACGAAAGGUGCGCAGCCGGGCAGGGGGCUGAAGCGCAAGGCGGCGGAGGCGGAGGGCGGCUGCAGCUCCGCCACGUACGAGGGGCCGCCCAAGGAGACCUCUCCGCGUCGCCGCUGCACACGGUCGUGUGGUCGCGCAUCAUCCUCGACGAGGCGCACCGCAUCAAGGGGCGCACCAACAGCACCGCGCUCGCCGCCUACGAGCUGAAGAGUUCCUGCGCGAAGUGGUGCUUGACGGGCACGCCGCUGCAGAACCGCGUCGGAGAGCUGUACUCCCUCAUUCGCUUCCUGAGGAUGCGCCCGUACGCCUUCUACUACUGCAAGAAGAAAGGCUGCGACUGCGAAUGCCUGACCUUCAGCCGCGACCGCUACUGCCCCAACUGCGGCCACGUCUGCUUCAUGCACUACUCCGCCUUCAAGAAAGAG
Molecule: messenger RNA, 654 nt
Organism: Prorocentrum cordatum
Lineage: Eukaryota; Dinophyceae; Prorocentrales; Prorocentraceae
Source: the annotation of a GenBank genome assembly